AUGAAGCUGUCACAACUUGCUCUUCUCUUUUUACCAGCAUGGGCAUGCGCCUACUCAGAGGCCGAAUAUGACGAUGGCAAGGUGCAUGAGAUGAUCAUGAACAGGAAGCAUGCGUCCUGGAAUAAGCACAGAGGAUGGGGUGAAUACAACAGCAAGAAGUGGAAGUCGUUCCUCAAGCACCACAAAGACAACGACGUGAUCAAGUGCAACAGCAGGGGAGUUGCAGUCGUCGAGCCUGGAAACCCAUCAGAGACGUUCCGAUGCAAGAACAUUGAUUACUACGACUUUAAAAGUCAUGCAGAUCUCGGGUCUUUCGCUGGCGAAGGCUCUUCAUCAUGGGGCUGGGUCGCUCCGAACGGUCGUGAGUUCGUGGCCAUCGGUCAAGCAGAUGGUACUGCUUUCGCAGAGAUCAACAGAAAUGGCAAGCUCGUCUACCUUGGUCGACUCCCGCAGAACUCCGUCUUCUCAAUCUGGAGAGAGAUUCGCUCGUACAAGAAUUAUAUGGUCAUCGGAUCCGAGGCUCGAGGUCAUGGCAUCCAGUUCUUCGACAUGAACAAGCUGCUCAACAUCGACCCAAGAAGCCCGAAGAACUUCAGUAUCACUGCAGACGUCACUGGUCUUUUCACUGAUCUUCCUGUCGGUCGCACGCACAAUGUUGUCAUUAACGAAGAGCUUGGCUACGCUGUAUCGGUCGGUGCUGCACCUCGCAACAGUACUUGCAGAGCUGGCCUCAUCUUCAUUGACGUCAACGACAUCACCAAGCCUGUCUCGCCAGGAUGCGCCAGCUCUGACGGCUACGUUCACGAUGCUGAAUGUCUUGUCUACCGCGGACCUGAUAAGCGCUACUAUGGCCGCGACAUCUGCUACGGCUACAACGAAGACACUCUCACCAUCUACGACGUCACCGAUAAGACUGGCAAGAACGCAUCCAAGAUCAUCUCGCGCACUCCCUAUGUUGGAGCUGCCUACACUCAUCAGGGCGCUGUCCUUGACCGUGACUGGCAAGAGUAUCUUGUACUCGACGACGAGCUUGAUGAGGAAGAUCGUACUGGACCUGCUGCUGACCAAUUUCCUGUGACCUACAUCUUCGACAUCCGCAACCUCGAGAAGCCUGUCAACACUGGCUUCUACAAGUCCAAGCAGAAGUCUAUCGAUCACAACCAAUAUGUUUUCGAUGGUCUCGUCUACCAGUCCAACUACGCCGCCGGGCUUCGUGUAUACGAUGUCAGCGGCAUUCCUGCUGAUCCGACCGGUGGAAAUGUCGAGGAAGUCGCAUACUUUGACAUCUACCCUGAAGAUGAUGCGGCCGAUGGUCUUGUCGACUUCGUCGGUACCUGGAGUCAUUACGCUGGUUUCCCAAGUGGUUACAUCAUGAUCAAUACCAUUGAAAGAGGUGUCUUUGUCGUGAAGAUGAACAAGUUUGGCAAGAAGGGACACGGCAAAUGGUGGAAGAAGCCCAGACAAGGUUGGUGGUAG
Molecule: messenger RNA, 1476 nt
Organism: Aureobasidium subglaciale EXF-2481
Lineage: Eukaryota; Fungi; Ascomycota; Dothideomycetes; Dothideales; Saccotheciaceae
Exons: 3
Coding region: 1-1476 (491 amino acids)
Cellular component (GO): extracellular region
Source: RefSeq, a predicted model, not a curated record